This is a messenger RNA of Aspergillus melleus, 1077 nucleotides long. RefSeq lists its product as uncharacterized. Gene Ontology annotation, biological process: carotene catabolic process. The transcript has a single exon. NCBI's taxonomy places the organism in Eukaryota, Fungi, Ascomycota, Eurotiomycetes, Eurotiales, Aspergillaceae. The coding region runs from base 1 to 1077 and encodes 358 amino acids. The record is from RefSeq and is a predicted model, not a curated record. Gene Ontology annotation, molecular function: carotenoid dioxygenase activity.
AUGGUUCUUUUCCACUCCACGUUCCUGCCCCCGUUCAUUCAAUAUUCCAUCGUCCCUGCUGGCAUGUCGCCUUCGGCGAUCCGUCUCAACCAGCCGGUUCCGGGGGUUGCGUCGGGAAAGCUGAUGCACGAUUUUGGUGUCUCUUCACACUACACGGUGCUCAUCGACUGCCCGGUUUCUCUAGACCCGUUAAAAGUCCGUAAUAAUGAGUCGGCUGUUGAAUACAACCCGCAAGGACGAACAAGACUAGGGGUGUUCCCUCGACAUGCCCCCGAUCGGGUCCGGUGGCAUGACACUUCACCGUGCAUUGUCAUACACACUGCCAAUACCUGGGACGAAGACUGUCCCGAUGGCCCACGCAUUAAUCUUUUGCUCUGCCGCGAGAACAGUCUUGCACCGUUGUACACCAUGGGAUGUUUGACGCCCCCCGAAAACGUGUGCGCCGCCGAACCGGAGUCUCGCCUCUAUUAUUAUGAGAUCUCGCAUGCGAUUACCCAGCAGUGGGCUCUGUCGGUAAUUCCUUUCGAAUUUCCCCACGUCCCCCGGCAUCGCGAGAUGAGAGCAGCCCAGUUUAUCUACGGAUGUUCAAUGACGGAGGGAAACUUCUCAUCUGCCUACAUUGCUGGGAUCAGAAUCGACUGCUUGGUAAAGGUCAACGCAAAGGCGCUGAUCCAACAGGGCAAAACGGACCCACCCCCUCAGAUCCAUGGCGCAGUGGAUACCAGAUCUAUACACCAGAUUAUAGAAUCGACCGACCCAGAUGACGUGAUUCAAGUCUUCAAGUUCCCGAGUGGUUGGUAUGCACAGGAAUGCUCUUUCGUACCGCGCCAUGAAGGUCAUAGCGAGGACGACGGGUGGGUGGUGACGUACGUAUUUGACGAGUCCCAGCUUGACGAGUAUAGGCAACCAAAGCCAGACGCCUGCAGCGAGCUGUGGAUUAUCGAUGCACGGUCAAUGAAAGAUGUCGUGGCUAGAAUCGUUUUGCCCCAGAGAGUGCCGUACGGGAUGCACGGGAAUUGGUUUCCGGAAGAUCAGAUCAAAAGCCAACGAGGAUAUAGAGAAUUGCGGACCCAGUGA